Centropristis striata (black sea bass) is the source of this 4091-nucleotide messenger RNA. It is a transcript of the gene poc1a, whose product is annotated as POC1 centriolar protein A. The record is from RefSeq and is a predicted model, not a curated record. Lineage: Eukaryota; Metazoa; Chordata; Actinopteri; Perciformes; Serranidae. Bases 695 to 2005 code for a protein of 436 amino acids. Gene Ontology annotation, biological process: cilium assembly. The transcript has 10 exons. Gene Ontology annotation, molecular function: protein binding. Gene Ontology annotation, cellular component: centriole; ciliary basal body.
UUCAUAUACGUAUUAUUUUGACUAAAUUCUAUUUCCAUGAAUCCAAAUGUUUAAGCCAACUGUCCAUAUCAAACAGUACAAAAUCUGUUUGUGAAUGUUAUAACAUAAGACCUGUUAAAACGUAUAACCUCUGUUUUUUGUAUUUUCCUUGUUUCACACCCUUUAGUCCCCAUUGUAAUUAUAGACUUAUUUUAUAUACACAAGGUUUGUUGUAUAAUUGUUGAUACAAUUUAAAAAACGAAUAAAAUAGCUUGCAUUGUUAAUAAAAAAGUAACAUGUUUUAAUUGAAAACAAAAAAGAAGUCAUUGCAUGUUCAUUUAUGGUCGUCAAACAGUGAUGCCAACUGAAUACAGAUUCACUACUCAUUUUAUUUUUUUGGAAUUGAACACAUUGCUUACAUUGCCACGCCAAUGGCUAUCAUAUCAUACACCCACACAGUCUUAAUGAAGCAGCAUAGCCAUUUCUAAAAGUGAAAAUAAAUAAUACUCAAUAUUUAAAAAAAUGUUCAACUUUAAUUGUUGCUUAUUUAUUCAUGAUUGCUAUUUAAUGUUAUUGAGAAAUACUUUUAAACAACAAGCUUUAAUCUGGGCUGCUGCAAUCUGUCUCUCUGUUCUUUACAUAGCCUGAUCCAACUCUGGAGAGACAUUUCAAGGGUCACAGGGACAAUGUUACGAGUGUGGACUUCAGCUGCAACAUGAAACAGAUCGCUACAGGCUCCAAGGACUCCUCUGUGAUGAUCUGGAACAUGAAACCUCAGAUGCGGGCGUAUCGUUUUGAUGGACACAAAGAUGCUGUCACUUCUGUUCAAUUUUCGCCUUCUGGCCACCUGGUGGCUUCUGCCUCCAGAGACAAGACCGUGCGUCUCUGGGUGCCCAGCAUGAAGGCUGAGUCAACCGCUUUCCGUGCUCACACUGCCACCGUGCGCAGUGUUUCCUUUUCUGGGGACGGACAGAAUCUGGUCACAGCUUCUGACGACAAGACCAUCAAAGUGUGGACGGUCCACAGGCAGAAGUUUCUCUUCUCUCUCAACCAGCACAUCAACUGGGUCCGCUGUGCCAAGUUUUCUCCUGACGAUCGUUUGAUUGUGUCAUCGAGUGAUGAUAAGACCAUAAAGCUGUGGGACAAGAAUAGCAGAGAGUGUAUUCAUUCUUUCCAUGAACAUGCUGGUUAUGCAAACCAUGUGGACUUCCAUCCCAGUGGAACAUGCAUCGCUGCAGCCAGUACUGACAACUCUGUGAAGGUGUGGGACAUUAGAUCCCACAAGAUGCUGCAGCACUACCAAGUGCACAGUGGUGUGGUGAACAGCUUGUCUUUCCACCCGACUGGUAAUUUCUUCAUCACUGCGUCCAACGAUUCCACAAUGAAGAUCCUGGACCUUGUUGAGGGCAAGCUACUGUAUACACUGCACGGACACCAGGGUCCAGUGACCUGUGUGGCCUUCUCCAGGACAGGAGACUACUUUGCCUCUGGAGGUUCUGAUGAACAGGUAAUGGUGUGGAAGAGUAAUUUUGACUGUGCUGAAGGAGUUGAUGGUGUCAGGCUGCAACACAAAACCACUUCCAGCUCGCAGGCACGACCAGCCAGCUCCACGGCUCACUCCUGCUUUAACUCACAUCAUCCAUCUGUGCUCCGCAGCGAGGCCUCUGAACCAUCAGAACACUUUAACGGACAGGACUCCCACGCAGCUGCCCACUCUCAGAGCGGCAGCCACAGCAGAGCGACACAUUCCCACACCCACAGACACCUCAGCACCAGCUCCGCCUCCACCCACCACACACAGACCCGGGGUUUAGCCCAGGUUCAAGCCCAGUCCCAGGCCUCAGAUGGAGGGGUCCCCCACGGUCUAGCCAGCACCCUGGAACACAUCAUAGGUCAACUGGAUAUUCUCACUCAGACGGUUUCGAUCUUGGAGCAGCGGCUGACGCUGACAGAGGACAAGCUCAAGGAGUGUUUGGAGAACCAGAUGGAGAUCGGUCUACAUCUCCAGAGACGAGAGGAGGCCUAAAGAUGGCGGCACUGGAGAGAGGUUGAGCUGCGGUGGGAGGGAAAUGGGGUCACACAAACACCAUUAACACAAACACGAUCCAGUACUCUCUCGUUGUUCGAUCACACUUAAAACGUGCACUCUCACACGCCCACGUCCCGAACCGUUUUCCCGACUGAACUUUAAAUGCACGCCGAGCCUCGCUGCUGAUGCACUCUGUCUGGUUAUUGUACAAAGAGAUAUCCGAAGUGAAGGAGUUGAAUAUUGGAGAAGUUGUUCUUCUGCAAGAGUGCUGAGAGAGCAGUCCCUUUUCUGCUGACAAAGGACCUGCUGCUACUAGUCACUGUGUGUGUAAGUGUAAGUGUGUGUGUGUGAGUGUGUGUGGGGGCACGAUGGAGUGUAGACACACAAUAAAGACACAUGCAAUAGACUUUCGCACUUGUCUUUGCACUACAUGUGUGGGCAUUUUUAACUCUAUUUGUGCUUGGCUCAUGCCAAAUGGCAUCUGUAUAAAUGCUCUGUGUCAUCAAAAAGCACAUAUACUGUAAAUAGACCGUAUACACACACACAGCAUGUCAUAAGACACAGUUAGUACAGGGAUUUAAUCAUUUUUAAAGGAAUAGAAAGAGGCUCUUUAGGGACCUGAAUUUGACCUUGUUCACUAAGUUUUUUUUCCCCAGAUACUUCAUGUUUGUUAACCUGUCAUCAUUGGUAAAUCUGCUGAUUUAAAGGCAUAUUAUGCAGGAAUUGUUGGUUAUUGUUUGCAAAUACAUACAGUUAAACAUUUUGAAUUUGGCCCCUACUCUGCAGCACAACAGACAUGAAAUCAAACUCCAGAUUCACUCUGGAACAAGCUUUUUUUACUUGCCGUUUUUCCACACUGUAAUCCUAAACACAGUAAAAUUAAAAGAAAAGAGGACAUUAGGGCAGAAGGUAGAGUCUCUGCAUAUACAGACACACUUCUACUGGGUCAUAAGUGAUGAUUAAAAGGAGUUAUUGUAUGGAUUGAUACAUUGUUUCUAGGAAAAUCCUGCAUAGUAUACCUUUAAUUCAAUUAACUACACGGUGCCUUUAUUUUGUUUCACAUAAAGAAUAUGUCUGUGAUAUUCUGUAUUUUCUACUUUCAACAAAUCUUGUAAAAAGACCAAAAACUAACAAUGAAUUGAUUUUAAUGGCAAUACUGUCCAUUUGUUACAUAGUUCAAAUACAUUUCAGUGAGCCAUAUCAAUACAUUAUGACCAACAUGGGCAUUUUAGUUUAUUUUAGUCAAUCCCACAUAUAUUAUAUUCCUGACAUAAAUAGUCGGAUGCACUGAUUUUAUAUCCUAGACUGGUUUCUGCACCAAUACUGACCUUAUUAAAAAAUGUGGAUAUUGGCGAUAACUGAUCCACAAAAAAUACUGCUGUUGGAUCUGAGUUAAGGUAUUGGCCUCAGCAGUAGAAGACAAGUAGAACUGGUAAAUACUCACUAGUGCAGUGUUUUAAAAUACAUUUUAUAUUGUUUCCUGUUUUUAGAGAUGUACAAUGGGGGAUGAACUGGUUCAUGGCACGGAAAGGCCUGAAAAGUUUUGAGACAUAAACACAUAUUGUUGGUUUUGGUCUUCUUGCUGGAUUGUUGACAGUAAAAAAAAAAGUAAAAUAACAGCAGUCUUGUACUUUAAGUUCAAAUGACGGUGCUAUUUCCUACUCUGAGUGCAGAACGGCUGAUUGUAAUUACAUGAGUUUGAAAGAUAAGCGUCUUGUUCUGUCCCUUUGUAUCCUGUGUCUGAAACUUUUUAUACACUGAAAGUAACUUAUUUUGUACCUUGUUAAUAAAUGUGUUUUACUCUUAUUCUGACUUGAAAUGAGUUGAUAAAACGAUUCCGGCUGCUCUUUCAUAACACUGAGCUCUGUGUGUGUGUAACAAGUGGAAGAGGGUUUGUUUUCAUAAUCGUUGCCAAAUCGAUGAUGUCACCGGGUUAUUUUUUAAGAGACUGUUUCCUGCUCUGAUUGGUCCACAGAGCCCGAGCAGUUACCCGAGAAAUGAUGACUUUUCUGCCUUUAUUGUCCUCAGCAGAGACGUUAAGAUCAUGAGCUGUGAGCUGUGUCAUCCAUCGCUCAUUUCCAGC